Gossypium arboreum is the source of this 673-nucleotide messenger RNA. RefSeq lists its product as uncharacterized. The transcript has 3 exons. The coding region runs from base 47 to 550 and encodes 167 amino acids. NCBI's taxonomy places the organism in Eukaryota, Viridiplantae, Streptophyta, Magnoliopsida, Malvales, Malvaceae. The record is from RefSeq and is a predicted model, not a curated record.
AAAAUGAGAAAAAGAAAGCAGAUUGGUUCAUAUAUUUGUUGGUUCGAUGGGUUGUGGUAUUUCAAGGAGUAAGAUUUCGCAAGAGGGAACAGCGCCAGCAGGUCGUCAUUUUAGGAUAGUUCAUCGAAAGAACGAUGAGCGAGCUGUUGCGGAUAGUGUCUUCCUAUUGUCGUCCAAGCCGUUGGUUCAAGGAGAAAACCAUGCCAAGGCUGAUCAUAAGAUGGUGAAUUCGGAGAGAAAAGAAGGGCCUGAAAGUGAAAGGGUUGAAAAUGAACACAAGGAUGAUGAUGAUGAAGAAGAAGAUGGACAUGAGAGAGAUGAAACAAUGUUGUGUUCUCCCUCCCCAAGUUUCAAGGAUUUUUGUACUACAUCUUCCCAUCAAGAUGAUGACAACACUCGAGGUUAUGAUAAUACAGAGCAAAUAAAGGCCAGACAACUGUGUGAUGGUGAGAAUUACAACAAGAAGGGAUCAAGUGGUGGACUGAGGAAGAGAGGUAGAAUAACAAAAGGAAUUAAAAAUACUGUUCAACACAAGUUUAAAGUAUUUUAAGAGUGGAGAAGUAGAGGUGUUCAUGUGCCGGAUAGUUAGUUUGGCUCAAUCAACCUGACCUGUUUUAGGUCGGCUUUGAAUUUAUGUUUUUGACUCUCCAGUUUAAUUAGUAUUGCCCGUUUU